GGCCGGGCCCGGGCGCAGGCGGCGGCGGCAGCGGCGGCAGCGGCGGGCGCGGAGGGGUCGGGGCGCAGCGCUCACCAUGCCCUACAAGCUGAAGAAGGAGAAGGAGUCUCCAAAGUCUACCAAAAGCACCACAAAGCCUGGCAGCAGCAGCAGUAGCGGGAAGGAUGGUGGGGCAGAGAAUUCGGAAGAGGCCCAGCAGCCUCAGCAGCAACCACAGCAACCACAGCAGCAGCCAACGUCAAAUAAGCGGCCCAGUAACAGCGCUCCCCCACCAACCCAGCUGAAUAAAAUCAAGUACUCAGGGGGACCCCAGAUUGUGAAAAAGGAGCGCCGGCACAGCUCUUCCCGCUUCAAUCUGAGCAAAAACCGGGAACUGCAAAAACUCCCGGCCCUUAAAGAUGCUCCUCCACACGAACGAGAAGAGCUUUUCAUCCAGAAGCUGCGGCAGUGCUGUGUGCUUUUUGACUUCAUCUCUGACCCCCUCAGUGACUUGAAAUUCAAGGAGGUGAAGAGAGCAGGCCUCAAUGAGAUGGUGGAGUACAUCACACACAACCGUGAUGUCGUCACUGAGGCUAUCUAUCCUGAAGCUGUUAUCAUGUUUUCAGUGAACCUCUUCCGGACACUCCCACCAUCGUCCAAUCCCACAGGAGCAGAGUUUGACCCUGAGGAAGAUGAGCCUACAUUAGAGGCUGCCUGGCCACACCUUCAGCUGGUGUAUGAGUUCUUCCUCCGGUUCCUGGAAUCGCCUGACUUCCAACCAAACGUAGCCAAGAAAUACAUUGACCAGAAGUUUGUACUGUCUCUUCUGGAUCUCUUUGACAGUGAAGACCCCCGAGAACGAGACUUCCUAAAGACUAUUCUGCACAGGAUCUAUGGGAAGUUCCUGGGUCUGCGAGCAUACGUGAGGAGGCAGAUCAAUAAUAUAUUUUACAGGUUCAUCUAUGAAACAGAGCACCACAAUGGGAUUGCAGAGCUACUGGAGAUCCUAGGAAGCAUAAUCAAUGGGUUUGCUUUACCUCUGAAGGAAGAGCACAAGAUGUUCCUCAUCAGAGUCUUGUUACCCUUGCACAAAGUGAAGUCUCUGAGUGUCUACCAUCCACAGUUGGCGUACUGUGUUGUACAGUUCUUGGAGAAAGACAGCAGUUUGACAGAACCAGUGAUUGUGGGCUUGCUGAAGUUCUGGCCGAAAACUCACAGUCCCAAGGAGGUGAUGUUUUUAAAUGAGCUGGAGGAGAUCCUGGAUGUGAUUGAGCCGUCUGAGUUUGUGAAAGUUAUGGAGCCCUUGUUCAGGCAGUUGGCCAAGUGUGUCUCCAGCCCACACUUCCAGGUGGCAGAGCGAGCACUGUACUACUGGAACAAUGAAUAUAUCAUGAGCCUGAUCAGCGAUAAUGCAGCCAAAAUUCUCCCGAUCAUGUUUCCAGCGCUCUACAAGAACUCCAAGAGUCACUGGAACAAAACAAUCCACGGGCUGAUCUACAAUGCACUGAAGCUCUUCAUGGAGAUGAACCAAAAGCUUUUUGAUGACUGCACACAGCAAUACAAGGCAGAGAAGCAGAAGGGAAGGUUCAGGAUGAAGGAACGAGAAGAAAUGUGGCAGAAAAUAGAGGAGCUUGCCCGGCUGAAUCCUCAGUACCCCAUGUAUUAUGCACCUCUACCCUUGCCUUCUGUGUGCUGUAUGGAAACAGAGACCCCGACUGCAGAGGAUAUACAGCUACUGAAGAAAACAGUGGAGACGGAGGCUGUGCAGAUGCUGAAAGACAUUAAGAAGGACAAAGUUUUGCUGCGCCGGAAAUCUGAGCUUCCCCAGGACGUCUACACUAUAAAGGCCCUGGAGGCCCACAAGAGAGCAGAAGAGUUUCUCACCUCAAGCCAGGAGGCUCUCUGACGGGCUCAGGGGCUGGCCCGGGAAGCUCUGCCCCAUCCCUUUCCUCCAGGGGUCAUGGAAAUGCACUCAGUUCUCAUGUAUAAGUAAGGAAUGAACAUGGUGAGCUGUGCCUGUCCUCCACUCCAUCUGCAUACCUCCAGGCUAGAUCUGGUUUUAUGUUAUCUCACCACUGUCAUGUCCUCCUGCUUUUUCACCUUGGCUGUGCGUGCAUGAAGGGAGCCCGCCUGACCUCUGAUCGUAUCAGUCCAGGCAGGACUCACUUCAUUGCGAGCUGCCACCUGUUCUUACUCUGCCUGGAAAGCAGAGCCUUGCUCAGGCUCUGUGUUGGCCAGAGACACCCACGUGUGGCUCAGCAUGCUGCUCCAAGCCCCAAGUGCCCAUCUCUGCUGUGCCUGCCCCUGUGCUGCCUGUGCCGCUGAGCCCUGUGGUGCUUGGAGGUCAGGCUGAGCUUGAGGCAGGAGCAGAGCUUGUGGAGGCUUUGCUGCCUUGGGGUGCAGCUCCACAGCUGAAGGGUCUUACUUGCAGCAGAGAAGAUGUUUGCUUCCACCUUUCUUUUUUUCCAAGCCUCUUGUUUUGUUCCUCUGUCAGUGGAGUGGGGGGUUCAGUGCUUCGCCACCCCCAGUAAAGCUGGGUGCAAGCACUACGUACUUUUGCCCUCCCUUUCGAGCAUCCUUAGAAGCUCUCUUGUGGGAAAGUGAUUCCUUCAGCUAUUUGUGUUGAUCUGUGCUGACUCAUCUACAUCCCGGUGUCUCGGGUUAAUUGUGGGCCCAGAAUUAACUUCCUGCUUUGUAACAGGUGUCAGCCACUGAAUUCUGCUUUCUUCUUCUAACUGCUCAAUUAAAAUACUCCUGCAGCUCUCCCUUUGUCUCUGUAUCCCACCUUUAGCUCUGCAGUGGCCAGGGUUUUUAGAAAGCUUGUGCUGCUACAGUCCUUUCUGCAAGCUAGGGGAAGCAAUGGAUACACCUUAUGGGGCGUGGCUGAAUUUGGGUGCUUAGUCUCCUGGUUAUGACCGAUGGCCAAGUGUUACUGCUGAAUUGCUUCCAUGGGUGCUCUGACCAAAGUUCACCUUUCCCUGUUACUUUGGCACCCAUUGAGGCCCUUGAGCUGAGGCCCUUGUUAGUUAUUACUGGUGCAUCAGGGACUCUGCUAGAUUAGCAUUUAGAGCACACUUGCUGAUAGCCCAGGGGCUUGCACAGCACUUAGGUGCUACUGUGAUCCAGCUUUCACCCCUGUGUUUUGUGGUGCAGAUUCAGUGCCAGGCCAAAGUGCCACCUCAGAGUCUGGCUUGUGAUAGAAAAGGGAGUCCUCCUUGCUUCCUACCUGCUGCACCUGCUUUCUUGACACAUAAGCUUAAGUGGAAUUGCAGUAGUGCAGGGAGCUUACGGCAUUGGUGCUAGCCUGACACUGCUUUGCAGCAUCAUGGAAUGUUGUAGAAGGUUCUGGUGUAUCUGCUUGUCCUCACUAGUAAACCAUUCCUAGGCCAGAGGUUCAUCCUCUCUAAUCUUUCUGCUGGUGUGCAGCACAUCUUUCCCCCAACCCCGACCAGGCUGUUUUUACCUCCGUAUCCUGCAUCCCUGCCCUUUGUAGGUCUCUCUUGGCUCAGCCCUCACAAAGAAUGCCACCAUCUCUUCGGAGCAGCCGGUGAGCGCGUGUGUGAGAUCCCCCCCAGUCACGCAGGACCCCACCUUCCCUCCACAACAGGCCAGUUCAUCAGGAGACUUUAGAAACACCUCAGGGAGGUUAUUGCUUACACUGAACAUUAUUCCAAGCUUAUGAUCAGCUGCCAAUCAAUUACCUCACGCCUGGCACAGCAUGUAGACAUGCACCAGGUGAUGCCGGAUGGUGCACUGGAGUGGCACGGUGGAGAUGAGGACUGCUGGGCUCAGGCUGGGCGGGAUGCUUCUUCCUUUCAGUGCAGGCUUUCCAACUGGCUCUUAACAUUGUGCUAUAAGCCAGCACCUCAUUUUUAGAUUGCUACAGCAUGGUGUGCCCUCACUCAAGCCUGCUUGCUGCUGGGCAGCCUUUCCCUGCUGUAGGCUGCUCUGUCUGUGGAAGGAACAGAGACUUGUGGUGUGCAGAGGCUGAUGCUGUCCUACAGAUGGUCUGUCUCUGUUGCCAUCCCCUGAGCCUGGCCAGAGGGAUGCUGCUGGAGUUGUGCCAUGUGCAGGGGCAGGACUCUAACACAUCAUGACUACGUGCUGUACAGCUUUGAUGUUCCCAUAGCUUUGUGUGUCUUGUUCUGGGUCAGGGAACUUAGGCUUAGUACUUUCACCCUUUGUUUGCUGCCUAUUCAUUCCAGUGUCCUGGACACCUCAGAAGGGGACCAUGUGAGAAAGGGAGGAGUGUGCUCACCCUCUCACCACAUGUACUGCUCAUGGGCAGAUCUGCAUCUGCCACACUACAGCUGUCCCUUGCUCAAUACUUGGUUUCUAGCAUUAGUGCUGCUCAUUUCUGCCUACGCCUUCCCCAUGUCAGCCAAAUGGACAGAACUGGAGCUGCCUCUUCCACUUCACCUGGCUCCCUCCUCCCAAGGGAACAAGCAAAACUACUGCAUUCACCCCCUGGACACAAGUAUUAAGCUGCUUACAGUUCAUAUGUACAUAUGGUGUACUUUAUUUUCAGUAGAGCAUUACAUAGUAUGAAAGUGUUGGAUUUUGUACAGAUGUCCCUGUAUGUACAGAACUAAAUAAAACCAAUCUCUUGGAAUGACA
Empidonax traillii (willow flycatcher) is the source of this 4596-nucleotide messenger RNA. It is a transcript of the gene PPP2R5D, whose product is annotated as protein phosphatase 2 regulatory subunit B'delta. Lineage: Eukaryota; Metazoa; Chordata; Aves; Passeriformes; Tyrannidae. Bases 77 to 1885 code for a protein of 602 amino acids. Gene Ontology annotation, cellular component: protein phosphatase type 2A complex; cytosol; nucleus. The transcript is spliced from 16 exons. Gene Ontology annotation, molecular function: protein phosphatase activator activity. Gene Ontology annotation, biological process: signal transduction; protein dephosphorylation. The record is from RefSeq and is a predicted model, not a curated record.